This is a messenger RNA of Cinara cedri, 2471 nucleotides long. Lineage: Eukaryota; Metazoa; Arthropoda; Insecta; Hemiptera; Aphididae. The record is from the annotation of a GenBank genome assembly.
AUGAUCCCAGAUUCGUUCCACGAAACUGUAAAAUGGGCUUCAUAUAAAAAUCCUGUUGUUACUAACACAGUUCAAGGAUUUAAUUCAGUGGCAAGUAAACAAUGUGUUGUAAUGAUUUAUAAUAUUGCUUGUAUUUUAAUUUUAUACAUUGAAACUCAAGCAAAUAAUUGAUAGUAGAUUGUUUAAAUUAUUUUGUGUACUUUUUAUUUUAAAAUUAAGAAUUAUUUUGCCUUUUAUUUACUAUUUUUAAACAGAUAGUGUAUUAUACAUCAAAAUUUAAUUAAACGGGUAAAAUUAAUUUGAUUGCUUUGCAUAUAAAAUAUUUAUUGCCACAUAAAAAAAAUUAUAAUCAUACAAAUAUUUACUAACAGAUUUUGAAUCAAUUACACGAAAUUGACAUGUAAUAAUAUUUAUUUAAAUUCAAAUUUCAAUAUAAUUUUGGUGCUCAUGGACUAGGGUGUUGUAAAACAGAUUAAAUCAGACUUUAAAAUCUAAUGUGUAACUACCUAAUAGUUAAUGAAUUAUAAAAUAUUAAAAGAUGCAAUUUGUCAUACAUUGUUGAAUGUGAUUUAUAAUUAGGUACACAAUAUUUGUUUUGAUUAAAUUUAAAAUAAACCUAUUUAAUAUUAUAUCUACUGUUUUUGAAUACUACUGUAUACAUAAAAUUGUUUUAUUUAUAAUUUUCUGUUCAUUGUUUUUAGUUUAUAUUUAUUAUUUGAUAAAAAGAUAAUAGCCAUUGUUGUUUAUUCAAAUGAAAGGAAAUUUAAAUAAUUAAUGCUUUACAUAUAUAUAUCUAGUACAUUAAUUUAUGCAAUUAUUUUUAGUUAAAUUAUCUAGGAUUAACAAGUUGUAGUGAAAAAAAAAACAUAAUGAAGCUUGAAAGUGGUAACAUCAAUUUAUCUCAACUACUAGGAAAAAAUAUAAAUCUCUUUAGAUUAGCUGGUCUCUUUGGUGCAUCAGCUGUUAUUUUAGGAGCAUAUGGGGCUCAUGGUAAGUAAACAAAUUUGCAUUUAAUAAUUAAAAAGUAGCCUAGUCAAUUAUUUUAAUGACUUCUUCUUUUCCUUAGCCUUCAUUCCAACUUUUUAAUGGUUUGCAAACCCUUGUUAUAAACUUUCACUUGAUCCGCUCUUCCAUCUCGCAUACACUAGCUGUUUUUGUAUCAUUAUAAAUCGCGCCCAAAUACUUUUUCGGUCUACCUCUUCUCUUCUACGUUAAUUUUCAUUACAAUUCUUACUACUUCAGAUUCCUCUCUCCCCAUGACAUGCCCAAACCAUCUCAUUUUAUCUACUUUCGAAGCCACACCUAAACUACCUCUUAUUAUGCUACCCCUUAUCCUAUCUUCUCUCUUUACUUCACUCAUCCAUCUAAGCAUUCAUAUCUAUUCUACAUUUAUUCUCUGUUGUAUUUUUUUGUCUGUCGCCCAGCACGCUGAAUGAAUAUCGGUUUCAUCACACUUUUGUAAAAUUAAACUUAAUCUAUAUUUGAUAUCCUCAUGAAAGACACCAUCCUUUUGUACAAAAGAUCUUAGAUACUUAAAUCACUGAAUUUUGCCCAUAACUGUUUAAUGUUGGAUUUUUUUUUUAAAUCUCUUUUAAUAAAAAUAAAUAAUAUUCACUUUUUUGUUUCCUUGUAUACUGCAAUUAUCGGAAAUAAAUAGAGAACAUUUUUAUACUUAUUUUUAAAAUGCCUUAUUGUACUAAUGUAUUAUAAUAAUACAAAUAAUGUAUAUAAUAUAGUACUUAUAUGAUAAGUAUAAAGUUUCUAUGCGGAUUAUUAAUUUUAGUUUUUAUGUUUUUAGUUGUAGCUCAUAAAGCUAGUCCAGAAGAAGCUCGAAAUUUUGAAACAGCAAAUCGUUAUCAUUUUUUUCAUACAUUUGCAUUGUUUGGUGUUCCAUUUUGCCGUUUUCCUAAAAUUGUAAGUAUAUUUUAAAGUAACUUUACUCGGGCUAUCUCGAAGAUGACAAUUAUGGUACACAGAGUCUGAAAAAUACCGAUUCUUACUACUAGGGUCAGAGGGGACUCUUAAGCUAUUUGUUAAUAAUCAUACAUUUGUAGUUUACUUUCUUUAGAUCCUUUUAUUUUUGCCCUACAAUUUGGGUCAUAAUAUAUUCUGUCCUUGUUUUGUUUUCAUAUCUCUUGCAACAUCUAUCAAAUGUUUCUUUUAGUAAACUUUCAUACCUAAUUAAAAAUAAUACUUUUUAAAUCACUAUGUGUCAUAAAUACACACAAAAAGUUAUAAUAUUCCAUGCUAAGUUUUUCGGGAGGGGGAGGGGGCUGGUGUUUAUACAUUAUAUAUAAUUAAAAUAUUAUUGUUAUUAUUAUUUUCAGACUGGAGCUCUUUUUGUUAGUGGUAUUAUACUAUUUUGCGGGACCUGUUAUUACAAUGGUCUGACUGCAGAUAAAUCUUUCAACAAAUACACGCCUACUGGUGGCAUGUUAUUAAUUGCUGCUUGGUUAUCCAUGGUUCUAUAG